AUGAUAUAUGGUGAUGUUAGUGAAGAGUAUAGCAGGGUGUGGGAUUAUGCGGAAGCAAUAAGGAGGUUUAAUCCAGGAAGCACUGCAAUCGUUAAAUGCAUUGGUAUAGACACACCCCCACCUUUGUUCCAAAGGAUGUAUAUAUGCUUGCUAGCAUGUAAGGAGGGUUUUGUUGCUGACUGUAGGCCUAUUAUAGGUGUUGAUGGGGCACAUUUGAAGGGACAAUUCCCUGGGGUUUUAUUGACUGCUGUAGGUAAAGAUGGGAACAAUAACAUCUUCCCCGUUGCAUGGGCUGUGGUUGAAACAGAAAAUGUAGAAACUUGGACUUGGUUUCUAAAUCUCCUCGUAGAAGACCUUAGGUCGGUUACUGCAUCGAGUAGUUGGGUUCAAGCAGAAGGUGAAGCUUUCACCUUCAUGAGCGAUAGGCAAAAGGGUUUGGUUGAAGCUUUGAACUCGGUGAUUCCUGGACUCGAAAUUAGGUUCUGCUGUAGGCAUAUAUGGGCGAACUUCAAGAUCAAGUUCCCUGGAGAGUUGUUCAAACAACACUUUUGGAGAGCAGCAAGAGCUUACAAUAAGUUUCAUUUUGAUAGAGAAAUGAAUGAAAUAAAGAAUAUUUCUGUUGAAGCAUAUGAAUAUCUAGCUGCUAUUCCUACAAAACACUGGUCUAGGCAUGCUUUUUGUAGUAGGAGUAAGUCUGGGAUGUUGUUAAAUAAUAAUUGUGAGGCAUUCAAUAAUGUGUUAGUAGAAGCAAGGGGGAAGCCUAUAAUUUCUCUAAUGGAGUGGAUUAGGAGAUAUGUGAUGCAAAGAAGCGCAGCCAAAAGGGAAGGGCUGAGUAACUUUGAAGGGAUUCUUUGUAAACAUGCCUUGGCUUGUAUUGUUCUUAGAAAAUUAGAUGCCAACGACUUCGUCCACGAGGCGUAUCUUGUAGAAACGUAUCAAAAGACGUAUAGUCCAAAGUUUUAUGGUAUGCCAGGACACAAAAUGUGGCCCACGACCACUUUAGCCAAACCACUUCCUCCACCAUAUCGAAAGAUGCCUGGAAGGCCUAACAAGAGGAAAAGAAAGAAGGAAGCUGAUGAAGGUAAAGGAGGUCACUACAAAAAAGGCUGCAAGAAUCCACCCAAACCACCACCAACAAAGAUCAAGUCAAAGGGUGGAAGGCCUAAAAUGGGAUCUUCUUCUACUCAACAAUCUACAACAAAUGAUGUUCUUAGCUCCAUUAGUCAACAACAAACACAAAAUGCUGCAUCUACUUCAUGUGUAAUGGAUCAAAAUAGUCAAAUAUAG
Amaranthus tricolor (Joseph's coat) is the source of this 1287-nucleotide messenger RNA. RefSeq lists its product as uncharacterized. The coding region runs from base 1 to 1287 and encodes 428 amino acids. NCBI's taxonomy places the organism in Eukaryota, Viridiplantae, Streptophyta, Magnoliopsida, Caryophyllales, Amaranthaceae. The transcript has 5 exons. The record is from RefSeq and is a predicted model, not a curated record.